Messenger RNA from Venustampulla echinocandica, 1119 nucleotides. Its product is annotated as Enoyl reductase LovC. NCBI's taxonomy places the organism in Eukaryota, Fungi, Ascomycota, Leotiomycetes, Helotiales, Pleuroascaceae. The record is from RefSeq and is a predicted model, not a curated record. Gene Ontology annotation, molecular function: oxidoreductase activity, acting on NAD(P)H. The transcript has a single exon. Bases 1 to 1119 code for a protein of 372 amino acids.
AUGAAGACUCAGACCGCUCUCGUUGGUGACUCGGAAGGCAAUAUUAUCCUCAGCCACUCCGCGCCGGUCCCUGAGCUCGAGGAUGACCGUGUUUUUGUCGAAGUCAAAGCAGUCGCCCUCAACCCCGUCGACACCAAAAUGGUGGGCGCUUACCACACACCGGGUGCCAUCUCGGGAUGUGACUUUGCUGGAGUGGUCACCGCCGUUGGGUCGACUGCUGCCGCUGUCGGUCACAUCCAGGUUGGCGAUCGUGUAGCUGGCGCCGUCUCCGGCUUGAACCCCCUCCGCCCAGAUGUCGGUGCCUUUGCGAAUUACUGUACGACGCCUUACUGGGCCUGCCUCAAGCUGCCACCGGCCUGGAGCAUUGCAGACGGAGCCAGCCUCGGCAUGACCUGGACGACUGUUUGGAACGCGCUCUUCCGAAGUUUGGGCCUACCCUUUCCCGGCGUCGGGGAAGUCGAAGUCGAAGUGCAAUCGCAAUCGCAAUCGCAACCUGGGCGCAGCAAUAAUGCCAGCAGGAAAGUCACGACGGUCCUCGUCAACGGAGGCUCAAGCUCGGCGGGCACCUGCGCUCUGCAGCUUCUCAAGCUGGCGGGCUAUCAAACGGUCGCGACAUGCUCGCCGCGCAACUUUGAGCUGGCACGCUCCUUCGGCGCCGACUAUGUUUUCGAUUACAAUUCCCCAAGCUGUGCGGAUGACAUCCGCGCUCUCACGCGCAACUCUCUGCGCCAUGCCCUCGACUGCAUCGCCAGGACAGACAGCACGCGUCUCUGCUUCGGCGCUCUCGCUCGAGCAGGCGGUCGUUACACGUCCUUGAACCCCUUCAGCGAGGCCGUAGCCGCGACACGGAAGGCGGUGCGCUGCGACUGGGUGAUGGGACCGGAGAUGAUUGGGGAGGAGGUGAGAUGGCCGGAGCCUCAUGGUCGCCCCGCGAAUCCGGGGCUCAAGGUCAGCGCUGCAGAAUGGGUACGAAUGCUACAGAUGCUGCUGGACCGCAAUCUGCUUCGCACACAUCCGCUGCUGGUCCGUGACUCCGGUCUGGAGGGGGUAUUGGAAGGAUUUGUCGAUCUUCGGGCGAAGAGGAUUUCGGGGCAGAAGCUAAUAUAUCUUUUAAAGUGA